Triplophysa rosa is the source of this 5249-nucleotide messenger RNA. It is a transcript of the gene tmem229a, whose product is annotated as transmembrane protein 229A. The record is from RefSeq and is a predicted model, not a curated record. Lineage: Eukaryota; Metazoa; Chordata; Actinopteri; Cypriniformes; Nemacheilidae. The transcript has a single exon. Bases 1626 to 2639 code for a protein of 337 amino acids.
CUAAAAUUAUUUUUGUGCCAAUGCUUCUACAAUUUAUCUUAAAUGCAGUUGAUUGUACUGUUGAAUAGAAAAGAAUAGAUACAGUAUUUAGUGUCAUUCUUUUUAAAAAACAAAACAAAAAAAGGAUCAACAAUUUAUAUAAACAUAAAGGAUAUGAAUACAAAAUUAACAAUGUACGAUAGAAGAGUAUUUUUAAGAUACCAGCAUGUUUUUUAUUUUUAAUUCACAUGCAAUUAUUACUUUUUGCCUAAGGGUUUGUGAGAAUAACACUGAUGGCUUCAGAAUGAGAAAUGUUAAAAUACGCUUUUACGUUGGCGCCAUCCAGUGGCCACUUUGGAUAAUUGCAAUACUGUCGCUGCUGGUAAAUUUUGAGAAAUAAAAAAUAUGCCCUUCACAACGGCAAGGCGUUACAAUUUUGUUUUAAUUGUGUUACAUUUUAUAACAGUAAAACAGUAGUUAUAAAUAAUGAGUGCUUUUGUUUUUGACUCUUUUCAUAAAUUGACAUCUUUCUAUAAAUAGUUUGUUUAUUGACCGUGCUGGUGUAACACACUGUUAUAUUCUCAUUGGCCCGCUGAGAAGCCCUGAGCACUUGCAGUUCUCUCUUUCCCUUGUGGCUCUCACAGAUAAGUGUUUGAUGCUUGGAGUUCAUCUGACACCUCCACUUACAGCAGAAUAACUGUGUCACUGAGAUAACACACGUGAUAUUUUAGUCCUACGGGAAAGCUUUUGAGUCUUUGAGCUAAACCUCUCUGUGACUUCAUCCACACGUCAUUUUUACUGUAUAUGCUCAUGACAAAUCAUUAUUAAAACCAUAGUGCUUAUGUAGUUUAACACACAUACUGAUUAAAUGAAUACCUUGUAUUUAAGUGGGACCCUCCCUUAUGAAUAUUUACCAUGGUUUUAGUACAGUUAAAAUUGAAAAACCAUGGUUUUACUACAGUCAAAACCAAAACAACAUGGUUACUGUAGUAAAACAAUGGUUUUCACAAAAUAACAAUGGUUUUGACAACCAUGUUUUUUGUUAAAACCAUAGUAAACAAUGGCUACUGUAGUAAAACCAUGAUUUUUCCCUAAGUAAUCAAUGCACCUAAAAAACACGGUUACUACACUUGUACCACAAAAAAAACCAUGGUUAAUUUUCGUAAGGGCUUUGAACCUUCAACUGUGCCUUCAGUUUCAUUUGGCAAAUUAAAUCUACAUCUGUCCUUAAGUAAAGCAUUUAUUUGACCAAGGAGGGCUUAUUAAUGUUAUUAAUACAUAUUAGACACGUUUAACCCAGAGGAACACAUCCUUUAUGAAAUGCCUAGAGAUUUAAGCUUUAGGUUGUCUAAUGACCAUCUCUAAAGAGAUAUAUUACUCUACUCCGAGUGCCUGAGUGCCGUUUCCAUAGGAACAACAGAUAUGGAGAUGUUGCACCCACACAUGGUUGCAGAAGUGGCGCAGCGCCCUCUGCUGAUGUGUUCUAUUUCGUUUCUUGUUUCUUCCCUGUUCAUGUCUCUCUUUUGAAUAACAGAGCAUGUAGAAAAUGCGCUUGGUGAGAUCAGCGUGUCACCGGCGAGGCGCUGCGUAAAAUGUCCAUCAAACAAAGACGCGUCGCCAUCUAGGUCUCUUUCAGCAGAGCUACCAUGACGAUGCGACUGGCAGACGGCCACAGAGAUGGCCCGAGGACGCAGAAUAAAAGCCGGCAGGACUCCGUGCGCGCUCUGCCGCAGUGGAUGCGCAUGUAUUUCUAUGGCAUGCACGGGAUCACCUUGGACAUCAUACUGUCGUCCGCACUCAGGUUUCUGGAUGAGAAUGACUUGAAACUGUUGGGAUUCUCCUCGCCGUAUCUGUGCGUCGUCCACUCCAUCACGCAUCUGCUUUUGGAGAAGAUCUACCUGCAGAAGAGAUGCUUCCGCGGGAGACCCUUCGCUUUCCAUCUCGUCUUCUAUCCGUCGCUGUACAUCUGCUUGCAGAUUUUAAUCGGGAACGUGGUGACCAGGACGGACAAUUUGCGGGUGGUGUCAGUCACCCAGCUCGUUGUGCAUUACAUCCUUGCUUUGUAUUUUACGAAUAUCUUUCAUAAAGGAUUCAUGCGCCUGCAGUAUCAGAACAACCGGGUGUUAGUGCGGCGGUGCCCGAACGGGUUGUCGGGUGUCCUGCGCUUUGCGUUCUUCGGCAUGCACGGAUUUCUGGACGAGGUGCUCUUCACCUCUGUGUUUAACUUGUUCGAGAAACCACACCGGAGCCUGAGGGGACACACGUCCUUGUGGUCCUUCCUCAUGUAUGGAAGCUGCAGCUUCGUGGUGGAGAAGCUCUACCUCCAUUUGCACUUCAGACGCGGCUGGGGGACCUGGCGGAGGCUGCCCAUCUACAUCAGCUUCGUUUACGCGUGGGAGUUCAGCUGGGGCUUCGCGCUCCGACAGUACGACGCAUGCUCGUGGGACUACUCGCAUUAUCCUCUCAACUUCAUGGGCCUGGUGACGUUGCUCUAUCUGCCUGGGUGGGUUUGUUUGAGUUUGUAUCAGGACGUCUUGUCGAACGUUCUGUUGAGGGUUGUGUGCAAUGAUAAAGACGAGGGGGAGAUGACAGGCUGUGGUGCCAAUGGACAGCUGGUGCCAAAAGACAAGCCUGAGUCAGACAGAAUGUGCCUGUCAUAACCCACUCAGCAAAAGCAGACAUUUCAAUGUUUUAAUUCAGUUGGGGCAUUAGAAAGAAUUUCAGAGAUUUGUCACAUUCAAGUCACUAUGAAUGUAGCUAUUGCGACAAAAAUGCUUCCUGCGAAUAUAAACCUUUAUUAGGCCAAAUCACAUGACUUUAGUUUUAAACAUUAAAAUGUGGUUUUGGCCAAACCACCAAACACUUGGUGAGAGGAACGGCUAGGGAUGUGCUUUUUGAGGACGUUAGAGUUUUCAAGAUGUUUAAAUAAGCAGGGUUUGCUGACACAUGAAUGACUUUUAGCUUGAAUCACAAAAGCAUUGUUCAUAAAAUCAUUCAUUUUACACACAACCUUAUACAGUAGUUUAUGAAAUGUAGUAGUUGUGUCCACUUUCCCCAUGUCCCAAGCCCCGGUCCCCCGAGCUUUUAUGUAAUCUCAAUUAAAUUGCGAGGCCAAAUCAUACUAUUUUUAAAUCACCCCACAUGGAAAAUACUGAAGUUUACUGUAGUAUGUUAGUACACUUUGUUAAUGUAUACUAUAGUGUUCUGUAUUAUUACUUAAUUGAUUAACUGCCGUAAAUACUGUAGUGUUUUAUCUUUUUUACUAUGGUAAGCACUAUAGUAUCUCGGGGUUACGGUAGCAAAUACUACAGUAUACUACAGUAUUUUGUCACGUGGGGUGUUGAAAAUGUAGUCAUACUGACCAAACCAUCAAACAUUUGCUUUGACAGUAAAGUCCAGGGAUGUGCUUUUUAAGAUCCAUGUGGACUUUUAACACUGCCAUGUUUGUUCUCAGAGAGAUUAACAGAAAAAAAACGAAACGGCUGGUUCUCAGGAGAAUAUCAGUACCAGCUUCAAACCCCUCAGAGAAACAACCGUAACUGUGUUAGCAGUUUCACCUUCUGCUUUUAAAUCUAAUGAUGUGCAGUUUGGAGAACUAUCAUGAGAACCGCAGACAGACUGAAGUGUCGUGUCACACAGACAAUAUCACUGCUGGGCAUCAGGAGUCUGGAUUGUGGUUGUUUUGCAUGUGUUGUAACUGCAUGCAUCAGGAUUUUGCAUGUUGAUACAGUGAAGAGAUGUGACUCCGAGCAUUCGUGAGAGCUUUCAUGUGAAGAAACCAACCGAGUGCCUUUAUUUCCCCUUUUAGGCAGCUGGACUUCUGUCAUCUAAAACUGAAGUUUCACAUCUGUAUGAAAACAAGUUCAGACAUAACUCUCAUGAUCAAAAGAAACCUCAGUAUGUAGCUUUUGACUCAUAUUUACAAAGAACUCAAGUUUGAUAUUUACUAUUUUGCAGCUGAUGUUUAUUGGAGAUUAACAAUAGAUUUUGUCUUGCUUAACAUGUUGAGACUUUUAAAUAAGGUCUGUGUUUAUCAAGCACCGCACACUGUGAACAAUAACUGUGAUUUUUGACUAAAUGAAUAUACAGUACUGUAAGUCUUCUGUUUCUCAUACUGUGUGUUUGGCUCUUGUAGAAGAUUAUUCACUUUCCAAAGAUGUUCUUGUUUUAAAAGAGAAACUGCCAAAGCUUCCUCUAGUAUAGUAAAUCUUUAAUUUAAUUGAUACUUUUGGCUUAUAAAUGUAUUGCUUUAAUGUAAACAGUUUGUUUGAAUAUUUCUCGCAUGUCACUGGUUGAUGUAAAGACACUCGGCAGCUAUGGAUGUGUCUGCUCAAAUCCACUUUUUCUCACCCUCCUAUUUUAAGAGAAAAAAACAUUUGAUGAAUAUGGGUUGAUCAUUUUAAAACCAUUUCUUGCCUUGUGAUUAGUGCUACAAAUAGAAUUCAUGUUAUUCUGAUUUAAUGAACAAUAUAUAUUUCAUUUGUGCUCCUUUAAUUUAGACACAUUUCAAACUUCUAUGACAAUAACUUUUGCAUCACGGUGAUUUUGUUUGUCUCAUUCAUUUAUAAAGAUUAAAAACAUGACCGUUCACCUCUUCUGAAUUCUUUGAUGUUAUUUUUUCUGUAUUUAUAUUAGGCCUGUCUACACAUGUACACACAUGCAAACUCAUUGCUCUUGCUAUUGAAUACACAUUCUUGUGUGUUACUGUGAUGACAAACCUCAGUUAUUGAUUGAAUUUAUUAUUUAGAUAGUUCGCCAUAAAUGUUUAUUAGUUUCUAGAUGUUUCUGGAUUUAAAGGGGCAGUUACACAAGAAUAAAAACUCAUCAUUUAUUCCCCCUCACGUGGUUGUGAACUUGUAUGUGACUAUUUCUUCAGAAGAAGAUAUUUUGAGAAAUGUCUCAGUGGUUGUGUGUUCAUACAAUGGGAGUCGGUGGGGUUCAGUGUUGUUUGAUUAUCAACAUUCUUCUGAAAUCUAAAGGAAGUUUGGAGUUCUGCUAACAUUCAUGUGUGGAUUACUGUAUAUCUUAGUUGUUUUUUAGGGAUGGAAUGUUGUCAUGGCGAAAGCGUUCUCCAUUCUCUAAGGUCAUGACAAAAGAGAUUUGGCUGUUACUGAAGGGACUGUGAUUUCCAUUUCAGACGUUAAGAAACAAAACAGCCACCAUCUCAUUUGCAUAGACGUCCCGUGUGAUUUUUUCCUCCCUUUAGACUGUACAGACGUCACAGUGUAGUGUAAGAAACUGAUCGGAUUGUGUCUAUAUUCUUGACAUUA